CUUUGGUGCAGAAAGCGAAAAAGAUAUCCAGCCUUCCGGACCUGAACGGAUCCCGUAGCAUGUUCAUCUUCUACGGAUAGUAGACGUCUGUUCAUACUCUUUUCAUUCAAUCAACGUCAACGUCUGCACGAUGACGACCUCCAGCAGCUACGUGGCUGUGGUGGAAUUCGCCGAGAACACGAGUCCGUCUGUGGCCAUCCAGAACCAGUUCAGCACAUCGUUCAACCCGCUGCAUGUCCCACAUCGAGAGCAGGACCAGGUGAUGCGACUCACGUGGCUCAUGGUGCUGUUCGUGCUGAUGUACUCCGUCAUAUUCAUUGUGGGCGUCUCCGGAAAUGCUCUGGUCGUGUUUAUAGUAAUGCGCAACAAGGCCAUGCAGACGAUCACGAACAUCUUCAUAACAAAUCUCGCCAUUUCGGAUAUACUGAUGUGUCUGCUGGCAGUUCCCUUCACGCCCAUUUCAUACUUCCUCAAUUCGUGGAUCUUCGGGGAGGGACUAUGUCACAUCGUCCCCAUGAUUCUUUGUAUCAGCGUUUACGUGUCGACACUCACCUCCACGGCGAUCGCAGUGGACAGGUAUUUUGUCAUUGUGUAUCCUUUCAAGCCGAGGAUGAAGGUCUACAUGUGCGUCCUCAUGAUCAUUGCCAUCUGGAUUAUCUCGGUGUCCAUAUCCCUGCCUCUGGGAAUCUACCACGAGGUGCAGGAGUCCGGCAACAACAGCAACAGCUUCGCGUGUUCGGAGAAAUGGCCUCGUACCCAGGCGCGGCAGUUUUUCACCGUGACGAGUCUCGUGCUCCAGUACAUUGUGCCUUGUAGCAUCAUCACGUUCUGCUACACGAUGGUCUCCCUUGCACUGAAAAAGAGGAUCAAGGUUAAGAUAGGAAGUGGAUGCAGGACGAGGGAGAGGGACGAACUGGAGACCAAAAGAAAAAAGAGGACCAAUAAAAUGUUGAUUGCCAUGGUUACAAUUUUUGUAUGCUGUUGGUUGCCGUUGAACAUCGUCCAUCUUGUCAGGGAAUACGAGAAUUCAGUUGACGAUUGGUUUUAUUUUACCCUCACGUUUUUCAUUUCCCAUGUAAUUGCCAUGAGCUCCACUAUAUACAAUCCUUUCCUUUAUGCGUGGAUGAACGAAAAUUUCAAAAAGGAGUUCAAGCAAGUCGUGCCAUGUUUUUUCUUAGGGGCUGGACAAUCUACCACAAACAGUAGCUACACCCAGUACACAAAUGUUGACACGCAACCGUCUGUUAUUAUCAACAGAUCACCCAUGAAAAACGGCAAUGACAAUUGUGCCAAGGAGACGAAAGCUAUUUACGAUGCUGAUUCAGAAAAGGUUCAUUUAAAUAUUGCAGAAGAGGAUAAGGAUGAGGCAACAUGACAUGUUAGUCGUUAAAGGGAUACCAACCUUGCAAUGCCUUUUUCUUGGACUCGACAUAUCUGCUUUUAUACUUGAUACAUUUUAGCUUGCCCGUUGGUGUUACUUAUGGAUUAAUAAUACUGAAAGGACAUGCACUACGGAUGUGCAUAAACCAGAGACUGUAUUUGAAUCCAUGAAACUGAAUGCAGACAGGAUGCUGGUAGAAGACGGGUCUUAUUUCGUGUCAUAAACGAACUCUAAGGACGUGUGUUUUGAAAUUGAUGACGGUGAUGCAUGACGGUCAGGGAUUGACAACGACUCGUUGUGCCAGUAUUGCGUGUAGCUUCCGGUGGUGAGAACUGUGUCCUAAUUUACUAGGGUGUGGCGGUGCAGUGGAAACGAUCCUAUUUUACUAGACGUGGAGGUGUGAAUCACGUUCAUUCGGUUUAACGUCUGCGAGAGUUAACGUUUGAUUUAGGACUGGUAUUACUACCCACUCGUAUAUUUUGUAAUACGAUUGCUGUAAAGUGCAGUUAAGGGAAGACGUUAAAAAUCUUGACAAGUACAGUUAUAUCCACUGGAGAUUCAAGUAUGGCCGUCCUGGACACAAUUUUCUGUUCUCAAGGGAGGUAGUGGUAAAAAACAACACACAGGCAGCUCCAUAAAUAAUGAUUGAAAAGUUAAUUACGUGACAUUUGUGUAAGUAGCUCAAAUGGCUGCCACUACUAUGACGUCCAAUAAAAAGGUGUAUAUGUGUGAUAACUGAACUGAUUGAUGGUUGUCUUAUGCGAUAUCGCUACUGGAUAUUCACGAUGUUGAUAUCUCUGAUACAUAUUCAUGAAAUCCGCAUGCUGUUAACUUGCGGAUUAUUCAAGAUCGGUGACAUCAUUAAAUGUAUAUACAAUGUAAUAUAAAUGUGGGCACGAAGUAUUCCUUAACGCUUUCAUCGUUGGUUAUUCGUGAAAACUAGUGUAUUGGAUUUCCAAAACUCGCGCAUCACUGAGUAUCCAUAUCGCUAUUAUCAGUAGGUGUUUUUGCGAAUAUAGACGUGAAUGAAUAUUCGCGAACGCCGAUUCAUAAACUAUCCAUAAAUGCCGAUAUCGUGUCUGUUUUGUCGGUGUAUCCAUCUUAUCCGUUUGUGUCUCUAUGACAACGGUGCCUGAUCAUGUAGACGUUUUGUUGUUUGCCAUUAUCAUACCAUUUUUGUGCUGGGGUGUCGUUAAACAUUCAUUCAUUCAUUUAUUAUCAUACCACAGCAAAAAUUAAUACUAAAACACCGUAUAGUUCGUCAGCUAUUUCUGUUUAGUCAUUAACGCCAACAACAAUUUCGAUGAUUAUUUUUAAUGGUGUGUUUUAAAGACCAGGGCCCUGUUUCACUAAACAUCGUAAGCCAAGUUUUGCACGUAAACGUAAAUUUACGACUAAACUACAAUUCUUAUUACUAUUAUAGUACAGCAAAUAUAGUUAGAAACACACAUAUUUAAUUUUCGUUUGUCCUUAAAAUGCUCCAUUUUCCUUAAUGGUGUAAUUUUCUUCGUGAAAAUAGAUGGCAAACACUCGUAAAUGUAUACCUGGUAUAACUGCUAGUCGCAGACGUAAAUUUACGAUGUUUUGUGAAAUUGCUCCCAGGGAUCCAUUCUACGAAAUAAGGUUAAUUGUAGUGACUUACGGCAAAGUUUACGGCUGACACAGGUAAUAUUUACAAACGUUCCAAAAGGCAACCUUACGGCAGUCCGAUUUCACAAAAAGAUUUUAACGUCAAAGUGGCAUUUACAACCAUUCGGAACAUCUCGGAUGUUUCGGUUGGUACCGGACACCCACGAAGUAACUUUACUAAUUUAUUUACGAAGUUAUAUUUGCCGGAUGCAACAGACAUGAGAGUUAUUUCCCGUAUGAAAAUGUGUGUUUUUUAUCGAAUGCCCAGUUUCAUAAAAGCUAUCAGCAGAUUCAGUUUGACGCAAAUUAAAUCGUACCCUUCUUAGAAAAUCAUAAAAUAUAACUUUUACUGCGAUAAUCAACGGGAAUUUGCGUGGGUGUUUUUAAAAUAAAUAAUGGCAUAAUCAACUGGUAUCUGAAAAAAAACCAUGACUAUGUUACAAAAUGAAUAUGGUACGAAAUGACUAUGGUACCACGAAACGAUUUUGGUAAGAAAUGGCCAAACAGCGUUGUACGAAAUGACUAAGAAUCAUUCACAUGCACUCGGUUUGUGCCGUGCUGCGAGUCGUUUUCAUGCGGCAUGCAAUGUGUUUUUCCACUAGAGCAUAUUGAUUUAUUAAUCAUCGGCUAUUGGAUGUCAAUAUCCUAUGUCAAUCAGGCUCUCUCUCUCUCUCUCUCUCUCUCUCUCUCUCUCUCUCUCUCUCUCUCUCUCUCUCUCUCUCUCUCUCUCUCUGCAAUUGUGGAUAGGUAAUGACGUGUUGCGUAUAUCAAACAUUCUAUAAAUACGCCUAUUUAAUAGAUAUUUUACGUCAAAUAAUAUUGCGAAUGUGAUGAGUUAUUAAUACUAUUGUUGCUAGCAUAUCCAUAACAUUCAGCGUACAUCAGCUGUUACAAACGUGAAUCAUUGUGUUUUAUGACCGUGUAUACACUGUGUUAUGUAUGUCCUUGUAUUGCGAUGCUGUGACGUUGUAUAUCUGUACUUCAAUGGCGGUACCUUAAAUUAUAAAGUGUGGUUCCUUACAAUAAGCUACAAGUGUUUUGACUCAAUUAUUUUGGGGCCAAGAAAACAUCAACAAUUUACUAUCAGUCUAUUGAAUUACCACAUGUUGUUGUCGUUUACAGCUUUACUUAUUGUUGGCGUUUUACUGUACAUAGCAUACCUUUGUUACUAAUACUGUAAAAUCUUCCUGUCCGUUAACAAAUUUGAAAGGGAUAAAUUAACGUCUGUUCUAUUAAAGCGGCUCACCACUAACAGGAAUCCUAAAUCAUGAUGGCCGUCUACACAGUGAUUAAGCCAGCUUACGUGGUGUUAGUUUUAUUGGAAGAAAAGACCCAAUGAUGCGAUGGCUCAGCAUAAACCAUGACAUAACGACCAUCAAGACAUAAUUCCUUCAUGCAAUCCUCUGCAGUCCGAGCUGAUAUCAGCUGUUUAUAAUCGACUCCAUACGGGAUCACCGUUAAUACAUUGAGCCAACAGUAAAACAAGUGUUUUUUGUGUGUGUGGGUGGGUGGGGGGAGGGGGAGUCUUUGGAGUGAGUAUUGUAACAUCAGUGAUUCCCCAAGCAAUCUAUGGUGAUUGUUUUCGUAUGGCAAGCUGUCCAUUUUGUAUCAUAUUCAGGACUGUUCUUUCAGGCAUUAAUGUUUAUAUACUGCAAUGGUGAGAAUAUUAUAGUAAUUCAUUAAUUUGCGAAUAUUCCCAGCAAAUUAUCUUGUCAAUAAACUUAUUGUAACAUCACUUAGAAUAUUUGGGAAAUAUGCACCUCAUGGCAAUUGUAUGAAGCGUUAUUUUUAACAGCGUGUUUCCAUAAUUUGGCAAAAUAUGUUUUAUAUGUGGCUGGGUUCUUAACAAAUGCCACUAAACAGACAUGACAAGCUUGCCUCUACCAAUCAACUCCAUCCCCCACCCCAGCCACUCAACCCACAUACUUCCUAUUUAGGAUAUACUCAUUAUUGAAUUUCCAUUCGUAUAGCCUAUUAAAGAAAGAAAGAAAUGAUUUAUUUAAUGAAGCCACUCAGUUCAUUUUACUUACAGUUAUAUUGCGUCGGGCUGCUCGUUUCGAUUAGUAGCAAGAGAUAUUUUAAUAUGCAGCAUAUCACAAAUAUUAUAGUACAUACCAUGGCCAAUAACAAGAGAAGCUAUGUGAUUGGUACUGGCUUCUUUUUCAACUUUCUAGACCACCCUUUGCAAUUCGCAAAAGUCAUAGAGUGAGCAAUGAUUGACGCUGACUACACAAUGUACUUAGAUCACAGUAAAAAAAAGUCCAUUACCUUCCUUUUUGUAAUUUGACGGGUAAAAACAAUUAUAUCUUGAUCGUCGAUAGCGGCUGCUGGAGCCACUAUAUUGUAAAUAUUUAUUGUGUUUGAAAAUAGCAUGCUGGUAAUGCUAGGAGUAGUUAUUUCUAAAGCAUUACGUCGGUACUAAAACGCAAAACUAAUUAUACACUUAACUAAAUGGAUACUAACCCAGACUACCUUUGUGUACAAGUCGUUAAAUGACAAUACUAUAUUUUUAGUUAUUUGUUUUGGGGCAAUGUGCCAAAUAUAUAAAUAUGACUGGGAGGAUACAUUUAGAUCCCACUAUUGUUCACGGAUCAUUGGUAACAGUGUACCCUGGCUAUGUCCACCAAUUGAUAGAGGCUUUUUAUCUCCUAUUAUUGCAAGCAAAUUAGUCAUUAUAUGUAUUCACGAGAGAUUCAUAAAACACUGAGCAGAAAUCUGUUUAUUUGCUUUGUUAUACAUUGUUGAUUUUGAAUUGUUGUCAAGGCAGAGUUUCACAUAAAUACUCCAUUUGUUGCUUUUUAAUGGGAGUAACUGUAUAAAUAGGUAUUAUUAUACAAGUUGUACUGAUUUUACGAAACGAUUGUCAGGGUUAUUGUAUUAAGCGAGAGCGAGGGUAAUACAUGAGUUCUGACACGAGUAUCGUAAAAUCAGUAUGACUUACACGCGAGUGUAAUCAUUUUUUUAUUACCCGCAUUAUCCAAACUAUUAUUUUCACGAAUAACAAGCUAGGACCAUGUCAAAACGUUUCAAACGUAACUAAAACGAGACGAGGAAAUGACAUCAUUUACACUGGGGAAGCCGCAUUAAGUUAUUAACGUAGCUUCACAAAUUACGUCAUUCGUUGUGACGUGAAAACAUUUUGACGCACAUGGGUCAUACUGGUUAUAUAUCACUGAAUAUCUUGAACUAUGUGGAUAAUAAUAUCAUACACUAUACUCUGAUCUAACGAAAGAGUUCUAGGUACGUUUGUUUUAUUGCUUUUGGGUUUUGUUGGAUGGUUAGCUUAUGGGGUUUUAAAGGCAUACUGUUACGGAUUUAAAGACCUUAUUUCUCGAAAAAUGAAUAGUAAAUAAACAUUAGAUUAAUUGUUGGAAACCAAAUCUAGCUAUUGCAUCACCGUAAAUGAACCAUGAUGAAGUGAAAUCCACGUCAAGCCUCUCGCCAAUUUUAGUUUUUGAAUUAUGGACCAUUGCCAUAAUUGAAUUAUUUUUACAAAAUAUCGUUAAUAAAUGGAGUAUGGUGGUUAUAAAGAUUGUUGAAGUAAAUAAAUUUUUGUUCA
Messenger RNA from Gigantopelta aegis, 6569 nucleotides. RefSeq names its product prolactin-releasing peptide receptor-like. Lineage: Eukaryota; Metazoa; Mollusca; Gastropoda; Neomphalida; Peltospiridae. Bases 131 to 1375 code for a protein of 414 amino acids. Gene Ontology annotation, molecular function: neuropeptide Y receptor activity; neuropeptide binding. Gene Ontology annotation, cellular component: neuron projection; plasma membrane. The record is from RefSeq and is a predicted model, not a curated record. Gene Ontology annotation, biological process: G protein-coupled receptor signaling pathway. The transcript has a single exon.